Molecule: messenger RNA, 1032 nt
Organism: Chlorella variabilis
Lineage: Eukaryota; Viridiplantae; Chlorophyta; Trebouxiophyceae; Chlorellales; Chlorellaceae
Exons: 4
Coding region: 1-1032 (343 amino acids)
Cellular component (GO): membrane
Molecular function (GO): glycosyltransferase activity
Source: RefSeq, a predicted model, not a curated record
AUGGCGCUGACCCACCCGCAGCGCAUGCCCUCCCUCAAGGUCUAUGUGGCGCACUACCGCAACUGCAGCCAGGUGGAAGAGAUUGUGCUGGUGUGGAGCGGCGGGGCGGCCCCCGACGCCGACGCCGAGUUCCCUGCGCACGCCGGCGGCGUGCCGGCGGCGGUGCCCGUGCGCGUGCGGCAGGAGGCCAGCAACAGCCUGAACAACCGCUUCAGGCCCGACCCGCUGCUGCGCACGAGGGCGGUGCUGCAGCUGGACGACGAUGUGAUCCUCAGGUGCGAGGACCUGGCGCGCGGCUUUGCGGCCUGGCGCCGCCACCCCGACCGGCUGGUGGGCUUCUUCCCGCGGGAGGUGCGGCUGCCCCCCGGCGGUACACCGCAGUACAUCCCCGACGUGUUUAACGCCUCCCAGAGCGGCACCCGGACCUACAAUGUGCUGUUGACGAAAGGUGCAUUCCAGGACGCCCAGCACGCCUACCCUGCGUACUGGAGCGAGGCAUACGCCGCAGGCCGGGCCCUGGUGGACGAGCUGUUCAACUGCGAGGACAUCCUCAUGAACUUUGUGGUGGCGGCAGAAGCCCAGCGGGCACAGCAGCCGCCCUCUGCUGCCGCCACCGCCGCCGCCCUCAACCAAGUGGCGACUGGGCGCACGGCCCAGCCUGCACUCUGGCAGGCCGCACUCAACAACCGCCUGCGCGCGGCCUUUGGCGCUGGCGGUGACCCAGGUGCCAGCGGCGGCAGCCAGGCCUCUCCGGUGCUGCUGUAUGUCAACCCGCGCUGCUUCUUGGAGACGGGCUUUCUGUCUGGCGCCGGCAUCAGCUCGGAGCCCAAGCACCUGGACACGCGGGCGGCCUGUGCCCAGCGCUUUGCCGCCAUGCUGGGCUCCGGCCUGCCGCGUGCCCAAGCCCUGGGGAUGACAGAGCGCAACCCAGAGGAGCAGUGGGCGCAGGAGGGCAAGGUGUGGAGCACCGCGGCGGGCAACGCCACAGCCGAGGCCAAGCUGAGCUCGCUGUGCGCCUGGGGCGGCUACUGA